Myripristis murdjan (pinecone soldierfish) is the source of this 1381-nucleotide messenger RNA. RefSeq names its product cyclin dependent kinase 2 associated protein 2 (gene cdk2ap2). Gene Ontology annotation, cellular component: cytoplasm; nucleus; microtubule. The coding region runs from base 228 to 596 and encodes 122 amino acids. The transcript has 5 exons. Gene Ontology annotation, biological process: regulation of microtubule cytoskeleton organization; negative regulation of G1/S transition of mitotic cell cycle. NCBI's taxonomy places the organism in Eukaryota, Metazoa, Chordata, Actinopteri, Holocentriformes, Holocentridae. The record is from RefSeq and is a predicted model, not a curated record.
UUCCGCCAACGGCGUAGUGGUCUGCGUAAAGAGCGCAGCUGCCCAGCCUGUCAUGCGCAGACUCGCACACAAAGGAAGAGAAGCGCUUGCCUCCUGUAGAGGAUCUGAUAAUCUCUCCCUAGAAAGCUCUUAGGAGCUCACCACCACCAGUAAAGCUGUAUAAGCACCGGGUUGACGGGACCGACGGAAGUGGCGCGUCAUACGGGGAGCUGUGUAGUGACAUCGCCAUGAGUUAUAAACCCAUUGCCCCUGCGCCGUCUGGCUCAAACCACACCCCUCCAGGUUCUCUGACACCAGACUGCUUUUAUGUUGCUGGUUCCAGUGUGCCCUCCCCAUCCUUACCUUCCUCAUCCAACUUUAGACCAGCUUUCAGUGACUUUGGCCCACCCUCCAUGGGCUUUGUUCAGCCGGUCAAAGUGUCCCAAGGGUCCACCUACAGUGAGCUUCUGUCAGUCAUUGAGGAGAUGAGCCGUGAGAUCCGGCCCACAUAUGCUGGGAGCAAGAGUGCGAUGGAGAGGCUAAAGAGAGGUAUCAUUCAUGCCCGUGCACUGGUCAGGGAGUGUCUGGCAGAGACGGAGAGAAGCGCCCGCACAUAACCUUGUGGAAAGAUCCCCUCAUCCAUCCCUGUCUUUCUUCUGUAGAAGCCAGCGCUCAUGAAGAUCCCAUCAUCUUUUUUUUUCCCCCAACCUCUGUUUCUUUCCUUAAUUUGUAUCCCCCCACCUUUUGUGCUUUUCUCAUCUGCUUUUUAUAGGCUCCAUUAUGUUCCUCUUGUCUCCACUGUACCCUGAAUUCCUUUACUCCCUUUUUCUCCAAGUUAAGCUCCAGCCUUUAUUUUACCUAUGGGGUGUAUUCAAAAUAUGUAUAGUUCAGGUUAUAGGAAGAGCUCAGAGCCUUUUUUUUUUUUUUUACCCAUUUUAGACAAGUGGGGGGUGGGGUGGGAUUUGAACAUGUUACUUAGCUGAGCGAUUGGUAAAAGGCAGUCUUUAUUAAAUGAAUAUAGCAGUUUGCUCGUUUUUUUUUUUGUUUUUUUUUUGCCUAAUAUCUGACAUCUGACCAAGAAAAUUGUCAGUUUUAUAUUUAAUGAAUGAAAUCAAUGUACACACUUCAUCUCUCCAAGCUGCUGUACUGAAUGCCACUUGACAACCAAAAGACCUGUUUGGCACCAUAUUCAUGUCUGUGCAAAAUCAUCUGGGCAUCUUGAAUAUACCCCAAUGCCACCGAUCAUUGCUUUGCGUUUCUAGCAUUUUGUAGUAGCCAUGCAUACUAGAUGUUUCUCCACUCCAAAAACUCUGUACAUCUCAAGUCAGUUUGUUAGUACGGUAAUUUUGUAAACCAGAUUUUUGCAGUUCGGUAUGUAUAUCUUAAUUAAAUAAUUGAAAAA